AUGAUACAGAACCCCUCGGUGUUGAAGAUGAAAACCGACAAUGUUGGAACUCCUAAUAUGGCUCUAGAAAACCAAACCAUCAAACGACAGAAACUAGAUGGAGAAAGAUCUAGACAGGUGUUUUUAUGCUCUUCUCCUCAGCAUGUUUUAGGUUCUGUGAUUUAUAAAGCUGGUAAAUUUGUCUACUUCAACAAUCCUAUUUGGCCUGGCAGAAUGUAUAGGGACCUUGUUGGGAGUGAUUAUUACGCUGCACCAGAGGUGUUAAACCGGAGAUAUGGCAAGGAGAUAGAUGUGUGGAGCAUUGGUGUCAUUUUAUACGUUCUUCUUUGUGGAGUGACUCCAUCUCACAGAGAGACUGAGAAACAAAUCUUCAAAGCAGUUUUAGAACGUAAUUUUGACUUAAAAAGCCAAGCAUGGCCAUCUAUAUCUAAAGAUGCAAAGGUCCUCAUUAGGAAAAUGUUAGCCAGGGACCCUAAGCAACUGAAUAUAGAUGCUAAAUCUCUAGUCUUGUCAAUGAAGAGAAGUGAUGCAAUGGUAGUGGAGAGCAGGCGAUGGAGUUUGAAGAGGAAAGAUUAG
Molecule: messenger RNA, 576 nt
Organism: Hibiscus syriacus
Lineage: Eukaryota; Viridiplantae; Streptophyta; Magnoliopsida; Malvales; Malvaceae
Product: calcium-dependent protein kinase 19-like
Exons: 5
Coding region: 1-576 (191 amino acids)
Biological process (GO): protein autophosphorylation; peptidyl-serine phosphorylation; intracellular signal transduction
Cellular component (GO): cytoplasm; nucleus
Molecular function (GO): calmodulin binding; calcium/calmodulin-dependent protein kinase activity; calcium-dependent protein serine/threonine kinase activity
Source: RefSeq, a predicted model, not a curated record